Leguminivora glycinivorella is the source of this 1349-nucleotide messenger RNA. Its product is annotated as neo-calmodulin. The transcript is spliced from 9 exons. Bases 328 to 1212 code for a protein of 294 amino acids. Lineage: Eukaryota; Metazoa; Arthropoda; Insecta; Lepidoptera; Tortricidae. The record is from RefSeq and is a predicted model, not a curated record. Gene Ontology annotation, molecular function: calcium ion binding; enzyme regulator activity.
GAUAAUCUUCGCUGGGCUCAGGUGUUCUUGAUGGUGGUAAAUGAUAAGCGGACUGUAGUUUAAAGCUGGUUUACUCCGAAAUGUGAAAGAAUACAAAGAAAGUAGUACAGUGUCGUUGGAGAGCGGAACAAGCGAACAGUAACAAUGAAAUCAAACAGCUGUUCAAGCAGCUGGAGCCAAAGAUCGCGUUCUGCCAGCAGUCUUCAUACGAGGACUACAGACGAGCCGUGGCAGAGCUGGGAUUGGACACGAGAGUCGUCAUCUUCGAUGGGAGGGGGAACUCGAUGGCCGAGUUGGUACAACAGUAUGCCGGCGACCAGUCUGUAGAUGAUUUUGAAGUACGAGCGGGCGUGGCACGCCUGCUCCGGCGCGACGAGCCGAGCAAACAUAUUCUCCGCGGUGAACAACUUCUUCGCUGAUUCGCCGCUGGUGAAUCAGCUCAAGGGUAUCAUGACGAGACAAACGAGCAGUGGUGGGGGUGAGCCGGGACCACCGGACGAGCCUUCUCGCCCCGCCAGCCGGGGCCCCCCUUCCGUAGCUUUGAGCCACUCUGAGAGCCAGCUGUCUCAGCGAUCAGUAUCGCCCGUGCGCGUGCAGCGACAGGUGACGUUUCUGAAACCUGCCGCCGACACCAACCUCGACAGGAAAGCGUCCAUCGUGGACGAGACCAGUGGAAUCACGAGGACUCAGAUGAAAGAAUUCCGCGAAGCGUUCCGUCUGUUUGACAAAGAUGGCGACGGCACCAUCACCAAGGAAGAGCUGGGGCGGGUGAUGCGGAGCCUGGGGCAGUUCGCGCGAGUCGAGGAGCUUCAGGAUAUGCUGCAGGAGGUGGACAGCGAUGGUGACGGCAACGUGAGUUUCGAAGAGUUCGUCAGCAUUCUCUCCAAGUCCAUGUCCGUGGGCGGCGGCACCAGCUCCGCGGAGCAGGAGGAAAGGGAGCUUCGCGACGCCUUCCGUGUCUUCGACAAACAUAAUCGAGGGUACAUCUGCGCUUCGGACCUUAGAGCUGUUCUACAGUGCCUUGGUGAAGAUCUUUCUGAGGAGGAAAUUGAAGACAUGAUAAAAGAAGUUGAUUCAGACGGAGAUGGCCGAAUUGAUUUCCUAGAAUUCGUCCGAGCGCUAGGCGAGCCAGAAGACGCUUGCGACGACGAAGAUGAAGAUGACGUGAUUGAUACCGAGAUUGCGCUGCCAAGGCCUGUGGCCGCCAACUAACUAAACGUUCUAACUCGGGGCAAAGGCAUAUGUAACUCCGUAUAGACUGAUAAAGUCUAAGAAAAAGUACCUCAAAACCAUACAGAAAAAGGUACGGUGACCUAGAUGGCGAUACACCUUUGGGGGACGCUCGGCUA